Messenger RNA from Budorcas taxicolor (takin), 2301 nucleotides. RefSeq names its product solute carrier family 25 member 46 (gene SLC25A46). Bases 1 to 1242 code for a protein of 413 amino acids. Gene Ontology annotation, biological process: axon development; mitochondrial membrane fission; mitochondrial fission. NCBI's taxonomy places the organism in Eukaryota, Metazoa, Chordata, Mammalia, Artiodactyla, Bovidae. Gene Ontology annotation, cellular component: mitochondrial outer membrane. The record is from RefSeq and is a predicted model, not a curated record. The transcript has 8 exons.
AUGCAUCCGCGGCGCCCGGACGGGUUCGACGGCUUGGGCUCCCGGGGCGGGGCCCGGGACGAGCCGGGCGUUGGCGGCGCCUUUCCGGCGAGGCCCUUCAGCUCCGCGUCGGACCUGAGCCGCUGGGUGACCUCUCCGCCGGACAUCCCGGGGAGCCGCAACCUGCACUGGGCCGAGGAGAGCCCGCGCCGCGGCGCGCCCGCCCCCUGCACGCCGCCCGAGGGCCCGGCGGAGGGGCCCUGCCCCGGCGGCGCGGGGCGCAGCGGCGAGCAGUUGAAUAGAUUUGCUGGAUUUGGUAUUGGACUUGCAAGUCUUUUCACAGAAAACGUGCUGGCCCAUCCCUGCAUCGUUCUGCGCCGCCAGUGUCAGGUUAACUACCAUGCUCGGCACUACCAUCUCACCCCAUUUACAGUCAUCAAUAUUAUGUACAGCUUCAACAAAACCCAGGGACCAAGGGCCCUUUGGAAAGGAAUGGGAAGUACAUUUAUUGUGCAGGGAAUCACACUUGGAGCAGAGGGGAUAAUCAGUGAAUUCACACCUUUACCAAGGGAGAUUUCACAUAAAUGGAAUCCUAAACAAAUAGGAGAACACCUUCUAUUGAAAUCCCUAACUUAUAUAGUGGCAAUGCCUUUUUAUUCAGCAAGUCUAAUUGAAACAGUACAGAGUGAGAUAAUCCGAGACGGUGCGGGGAUUCUGGAGUGUGUGAAGGAGGGAAUUGGCAGAGCGAUCGGCCUGGGCGUGCCUCACAGCAAGCGCCUGCUGCCGCUCCUGUCCUUGGUCUUCCCCACGGUGCUGCACGGGGUUCUCCAUUACGUCAUCAGCUCGGUCGUCCAGAAGGUCGUCCUGCUCGUCCUGAAGAGAAAGGCCUACGACAGCCACCUUGCCGAAAGCGCCAGCCCGGUGCAGAGCAUGCUGGAUGCCUACUUUCCAGAGCUCAUCGCCAACUUCGUGGCCAGCCUCUGCUCUGAUGUCACGCUCUACCCGCUGGAGACGGUUCUGCACCGCCUGCACGUGCAGGGAACACGCACGAUCAUCGACAACACAGACCUGGGCUACGAGGUGCUUCCGAUUAACACGCAGUACGAGGGCAUGAGAGACUGCGUCAGCACCAUACGGCAGGAGGAGGGUGCGCUCGGCUUCUACAAAGGGUUUGGUGCCGUGGUCGUCCAGUACACGCUGCACGCGGCCGUGUUGCAGAUUACCAAAAUCAUUUACUCCACACUUCUUCAGAAUAGUGCUUGAGACUCAGAGCCCUGGUUAGUCUGAAACACGUCCUCUGGAAACUUUAUUAUGAAAUUAUGAAGGACAAAAGUGAAAAACGGGGGGUUCAAAAUGGAAAAGAGCUGAAACUGGCAGGUACAGCCCACGAUGAUUAUAUUGACUCUCCACUUUUUAAAAAAGGCAUAGGUAUAUAUUUUGGAUUCAGAGUAUUCCAAAUUUGAAAACUCAGUAAAAACACUUGUAUGAAUUAAAUUCUAGCUAGGAUAGCACUAAUGCCGAACUAAGAGGAAUCUUGGGAAGAAGCAAAUAUUUGUCAGCAAACUGAAAACCAAAUUUCAGAGCUGAAUUUAUUUCAUCUGACUUUAAUAUUUAUUACACGUUUAUUUCACCUUCUGGAUUGAUAUUGGUAUGUUAUUCUUAACACAGCGUAUAGUAGCAGGAGGUCAUAGUUUACCUUUAAGCAAAUUAUGUUGUCAGUGAUAAAGACAAGAAGGAUUAGAUUUGGCAGUCUAUAAACAGAAGCUGAGAGUUAAAUCACACUGUCCCUGUAGAACGUCAAUGGCCGUUCAUUUACUAUUAUGACGCCAUUUGUAUGCAUGCACGUAACUUGGAAUUUCCUUCAUCCCUACAUGUUUUCCACUCUUAGAUCAGCUUACUGUGAAAAUGAAGUUAGGUGCUUUCUGCCUGAACAUCAGGACAAAGCGUUAAAAGCCAAGGUACCCAGAAGAUUAAAGGCAGACAGCGUGCUUGUCCAUGUCAAACCCACCGCUUCAGUGCCAUCUACUUACAUGUUUAUAAAGUUAGACUUGCUUACCGAGUUUUAUGAAUCAUCAGACUGUUUUUAGAGCCACUGUUAUUGACAGAAACAGAAAAUAAUCAUGACGACGAUUCCUAUUUCCACAUUUACAAAUUGUGUACUAAAGGGAAUGUCACUUGCCUUUCAUUUCUGAAUGACCUGUCUUAGAGAAGUCACGAUUAAAAUUUACCCAAGAAUUUGUGCCUCAUGCCUUUCAUAGAGUCAUCAUUAAGUAAUGGAUUUAAUUUUUAUUUUCUUCUAGUUUUUGUUCAUAGUUGUAUUCU